GUCGCAAAAAAUGAAGAAAGUAAUAAUAUCACCUAAGAAUAAAAUCUAAAAGUGUAAUAUAACUAUAUUUAACGUUAUGUCGUCCUUUAUAAUUUAUAUUCCUUUCCUUGCUUUUUCAAAUAUUAAUAUCAACGUGCUAAAGACAUAUAUCUCAUAUUAACGUGAGCAGAAAUCAUCCUCAAAAAGAUGUAGUGUACAAUAGUAUAUUUAUGUUUUUGUGAUGAAAUAAUAUUAAUUUAUUACGAAGUGAGUAUUGUUAUAUGAACACCAAUUUCGUGUAAAUAUGAGUGAAAAAAGGAGUGAUAAUGAACAAAAUAGCUCUGCAUGGGACAUUCCUGGCCCUUCGUCUCUAGCAGCUAUUCUCGACACUGUUAAUACGUCGGAAGCCGUGGAGACUACACAAAGAACUGAUGAAAUGGAAUGUGAAACACUUUUUGCUGAAAGUGAUGAUGAUUUAGAAUUACUUCCUGCUUCGUCAAAUGUAACCACUGAACAAAAUGUCAAUAAAGGAAAAGUAAUAUCAUCAAACUGUAUCAAUUCUACGUCUGCUAAUCAGAGUAAUUAUGGAACAAGUCCUUCAUCUCUCUCAUAUCCUAACACAGCCCAUACACCUGUUCCACAUGAGUAUCAACCUCUCCCAGAUAGUUCGAGCUCUUUCGAUUUUUCAAGGAUUAAUCCAGAUAGCACUGUGAACCCACAGUCAAACUUACAAUACAGAUCAAAACCUCUAGAAAGUUCUGUCUAUUAUCCUACCUAUAACAUCCAGUGGCCACAACCGAGGGGAGAAUUUGUUGUGGCACCAUACUCUAAUAGCACGGUUUUACCUUUAAACUAUACAGUAGCAUCUAACACUCAGCCAGUACAAGAAACAACUUCUCAAGAAAGGUAUGAACAUGUGCAACCUAGAUUGAGGAAUAUGUAUGUGCCAGAAAGAAGGCCACAAGGUGCUCCUACUAAUAAUUUGGAGCGGCCUAGUAGAAUGUUAAAUAUUUCACCUAGAAGAAGACUAUCUAAAGAGAAUCAGGGAAAUUUUAUUGAAGUUAGUUCAGAAGAAGAAGAUUCUAUGUCAGUUCCAAGAAAAAAACAAUGUGAAGGUACUACUGGGCCAAAACCAACACCUAGUUGCAUAGAGCCAUCUCACUCUACCCUUUAUAACCAUGUGAAUACUUCGAGGGUUGAUAUAAAACAAGAGCCAUUAGAGACCUCCACUUCUAGGCAAAAACACAUAGAACAACCUGAAAAUACAUUCAGACAUAGACCUACUAACCAACAAAUUUCAGGGCCACAGCACAGCUGUCAAAAUAUGUAUUCUCAUGUAAAACAAGAAACUCCACCAGUUUCCAAUAGUAAUCACAGCUGUAGUCAUAAUCAACCAAAUCAAGUAUCAGCAACACCAAGCUAUUAUAACUUUCAUAAUGGAUCUCACCACCACCAUCAUCACCAUCACCACCACCAUCACAGAAACCAGGUUAAAAAUGUACCACCCACUGUUAAAGAAGAACCAGGUCUGCCUAUAGUGACAAAUAUAAAAACAGAGAAUACACAAAAUCUUGAGGCUAGUUCAUCAAAUAUAGGUAAUAUUAAAAUUGAAGCUGUUGAAAGAUCAGCUGUGAAAUUAGAGAACAAAGAUAGCGGAAGGGUUGAAAGUAACAUUACAGUUAAAUCUGAAGGACAGAGAUGCUGUGUUGAUGCAGCAGGAGAUAGGAGACUAAAGGAAAAAUCCCCACAACCAGGAACUAGUUCAGGAAGAAACUUUCCCCAGGCUGGUAGCUCUGCAACAACUUCUAAUCAGGAACAUCAAGAACCAUCAAGAGGCGUUCCACCAGCAAAUAAUUUACCUGGUGUUUUGUAUGCACCUGACUUACAACUGGAUUGGGUAUCAGAUUCAAGUUCAGAUGAUGAUGUCCAAGUGUUGGGUGAAGAACAGAGAGAUCGUGAAGUCAUAGACCUGACGAGCUCUCCUAACAGGAGUGAUAACCAGGACGACACAAGCAAUAGUGCCACAGUGGGCUCUGUUCGGUCUCCAAGACCUUUAUUUGAGUCAGUGCCACAUCGGGAUCCGCCAUUGUGUCACACUGCCCCAGUACCCUGUCAUGCACACUUAGUUAGAACAAGGGUGAGAUGUAUGCUGCCGUGCCGCGGGUGUUGUUGUGCUCAGCAGCCGACGCACGCGCACUCCCAUCCUGCUCAUCCAGCUCAUACUACGCACCCACACGCUGCCCAUCUCCAUCAUGUAGUGCCGCCACAUGCGCACCUUAGCGAACGCCGUUGCGAUGCAAUGCCGGCAGCGCCUCCAUACUUGGUCCAUGCAAGGUUGUGGCAUCGACAACAACAUAUCCUUGAGAUGCAGCGCCGCAUAAUGGGCAAUAUGAACCCGGAUGUGAUUGGGUCAGCGCCCCCACAUUAUAUUCCUAGACCCGUACCUAUGCCGGCGUUCCCAGAUCCUUUGGAGUCGGAUAUAGAAGUGCCCUUAUUGGUGGAUGGCCAUCUCCAUCACCACAUGCACCAUUACCUUCAAAUGCGGCCUCCGCACCUUCAUAUAUCGAUUCAGCCUUCUGUUGUGCAGGGCAGUCAAGAGGGCCUUGCGGCAGCGGCGGCCAUCCUUCAGGUGCAGGAGGCCAGGCGGGAGUUCCGAGGGGCUUCGAGGGCCGUCAUAGAACGAAACACGUACAGGCAUGCGUACGCCCGUCCAGCGCCACACCAUCAAGACGAAAAGUGCACUAUUUGUCUGUCUGUGUUUGAAGUCGAGUCGGAUUGCAGACGGCUUCCUUGCAUGCAUCUAUUUCACAUGGAAUGUGUGGACCAAUGGCUUGGAACAAACAAACACUGUCCCAUUUGUCGAGUGGAUAUUGAGACACAUCUCAGCAAGGAUGCAUCCUUUUAAAUGCUGAUAAG
This is a messenger RNA of Pieris brassicae (large cabbage white), 2895 nucleotides long. RefSeq names its product E3 ubiquitin-protein ligase arkadia-C-like. Lineage: Eukaryota; Metazoa; Arthropoda; Insecta; Lepidoptera; Pieridae. The coding region runs from base 284 to 2884 and encodes 866 amino acids. The record is from RefSeq and is a predicted model, not a curated record. Gene Ontology annotation, molecular function: ubiquitin protein ligase activity. The transcript is spliced from 11 exons.